Polyodon spathula (Mississippi paddlefish) is the source of this 2556-nucleotide messenger RNA. Its product is annotated as leucine-rich repeat neuronal protein 4-like. The record is from RefSeq and is a predicted model, not a curated record. Gene Ontology annotation, molecular function: protein binding. The transcript is spliced from 5 exons. Lineage: Eukaryota; Metazoa; Chordata; Actinopteri; Acipenseriformes; Polyodontidae. Bases 124 to 2103 code for a protein of 659 amino acids.
UCACUAGAGUGCUUGUAACAGUCUGACUCAUUCAGUUUUCUGAGUUUAUUAACCCAAGCACCUGCAUCCAAGACACUUCAACAGAAUAUAUUCAAUUCCUGUGAACUUUGACAAAUUAAAAACAUGUUCCUGUUUCUCAGCUCUGUUCUGGUUAUGUCUGUGUUUUGGGAAGCUGAAUGCAACCAAGCAAGUAGCAACACCUCUUUUUUCCCUGUAGUACACGGCAGCCUGUGGUCCCUUGACUUUUCCAAUAGAAACCUGAGCUCUAGAGACAUUUCUUGUGGGACAUUUAAGCAUUCACAAUUAAAAUAUCUAAAUCUCUCAAAUAAUCACCUUGUGAUGUUUCCUCUCUGUUUGCCAGCAACCCUAAAUGUCCUGGAUUUAAGCAACAACAACAUUUCAGAGCUUACUGACCACAGUUUUCAAGACCUUUUGGAUUUGCAUACUUUGAUAUUACAUCACAACAACAUCAUACAGGUUUUGUUGAAUACAACGUUGAACCUAAAGGUAUUGGAUCUCAGUUACAAUCAGCUUUUAUCUUUGCCAGUGACAACAAACUGGUCCAACCUUACUUACUUGUCCAUUGCUGAAAACCAAAUAGAAAAUGUUUAUCUAAAUGACUUAAACACUUUCCAAUCCCUUGAGCAUCUGAAUCUGUCAGGAAAUCCGCUUGCAUAUUUUAACACAUCAGGAAUGGCAGAUGCUUCUGCAGGCAACCUGAUUGAGCUGGACAUAAGGAAUACCAAUAUAACAAAUGACACUCGGUGCAGUUAUUUUCAGAAGUUUGAAACACUCCAUAUGGUAAGAAAUCAACAUCUCAGCCAUCAAGAGCAUUCUUUAAAAGAAUGCAUGCCCACAUUAAGCAAAGUGAACUUCAAAAACACAAAUUCACUGGACACUGGAAACUCCAAGAUUUUCAACAUUUUGCAGGAGUUGAAAUUCUUCUCCAUCAAAAAUCUGAGCACAGUCGACUCAGCAAACACAAGUUCUUCAAAUACGACCAAAAAUGACAAUAAAAGCCUAUUUAACUGUAAACUUGGGCUCUGUUUGCUUCUGUCUACUCCUGGCAAGAAUCUUGAAAGGUAUGAAGCAUCCACAAGUGCCAGUAUACAGAAUGCACUAGACAAUACAGGAACUAUCAGAACAGAUGGGACAACCAUUUCAGCAGUUAAAGAGACUGCAAAAUCUGCAGCUUCCGAAACUACUACAGGAAUGACUACAGAGACUACAUUAGUGACAACAGUCACUUACACACACAUGGGACAAGAAAAAACUACAUCUAUAAGAACAAAUGGAACACCAAAUUCCCCAAAUUCAGAGUCUACAAAAGCUGCAGCUUCAGAAACAACAAAAACAGCAGCAACAGAGAUUAAAAUAGCAGCUUCAGCCACCCCAAAAGCAACUUUAGAGAGCCCGAAACACAGUCCACUGAGCAAUCUUACCACUCCAUUUCAACAAUUUGAUUUUGGCACUGAUGAGUAUGAGUCUGAUGAUUUACCAUCUAAACAUGAUCAAUUUAAUCCUCAGUUGGUGACAUGUGACUACGACCCCUGUAGAGACCUUCAGAUUCCUUGCUUGGACCUGCAGAAGCUGCAUAAAUGCUUAUGCCCAGGAAUGUCUACAGCUGCUAUACGGCCAAACCCACCAAUGCUCAAAGAAGCCUCUGAGAUUACAUAUACAUCUGCCAACAUCCAUUGGUGUGCUCCUUAUUCUGCUGUGAGCGAGUACCAGCUUAAGGUAGAACGAGAAGACGGACUAGUGCAUCUGAAUGAUCACAUUCACGAAACGUUUAGAAGGUUUACUGUGUACGGGCUUCCAGCUGGCACAACACACAGUGUCUGUGUUGCGGCAAAGAACAAAGCAGGAACCUCUGAUGAAGUAUGCACUACAUUCAAAACUGAACACGAUUAUACAAUAUUCAUGUAUGCCUUCGCCACAGCUACAGGCUUACUUCUGCUUGUUGCAAUCGUACUGGCAGUAUGUCUGUACAAGAGGUCUAAAAAUCCACCACCCGAACUUCCAUACCUUACAAACUCGAUCUCUAUACAGAACCCAGCAUUCAGCCACCCGAUGGGGAAGUAUGAUUUUUCAAAUAACAUAUAAAUGGGGUGAGAAACAAUAGUUUGCUUAAUUUGUUAAAAAUGAGUUAAACAGAAUUUACCACACAUCAUUUUUUAAAUAGCCACUUUAAAAUAAUAUAGUUUGAUAUCCAUGAAACUGUACAGUAGAACCUCUUAUCCACACUUUCAAUUAUCUGUGGUUCCCUGAGUUUAUCUGAAAUACAGUACAUUAUUGCCACACAAAGACGCACGUGUCAGUGUAACCUGUGGAGUCGACGCCAAGGCACUGCUACAGAUGUGGGUGUCAUGUCUUGUUGUGAACAGCAGAAGGAUUCCGUAAAAUUUGUUCUCCUGAGGCAGUUACUUAGUGAAGCCCAGCAAACAUAUUUUGCCUCAAUGAAACAAAGUAUUAUAAUGGACUUUCUCAAGGUUCAAAAGAACGACUUGCAGCACUGUGCUGUUUAAAAAAGCUGUUGCAAAAGAAAAUACAAACAUU